CGUCCCUUGAGCUGGGGUAUGGUAGGGCAAACGCAACGUCAAGGCUCUUAGAAUAAAGAUGGCUGUUCACGCCCCCAACCAUGACGAUCAUCUUGUAGAUUGGGAUUUUCUUCUUUCUCUCUACCUACUCACCCACACGGCCUCGACUGCCACCAUUCACUCCUUUGUGUUUUUUUUUCGACAACCAACUUGCAACGACAAACCUUUUACGCGCAGAGCGCUGGAAAUCACUCAUUUAUCCAAGCUCGAAGCUUUGCGACACGAAAAGGACAGAGACAGAAGAAAGGACGCAAGAAAUCUAGACGCUCAUUUCCCUCUAUCCGAUUAUCCCAACCUUCUUUUCUUCUGGGGCUCAUUGUUUUUUUUUCUGUUCGUCUUACGGCCAGAAAAACGAAUAAACCAACUACUCUCCCUUUCAAAACAACUGUCCCUGAGACACAGUCGAAAGCCCGCCUCCCGUAGGACAGUCGGUUUUCCCAAGAUGCAGUUCAGCACAAAGACCAUCUUGGCCGUGGCCCUGCUGGCCACGGAGGCCUUCGCCAUGCCCGCCCACGGCCACCGCGUCCGCAGGCACGCCAAGGGGCGCUUCGUCAAGUGCACGCGUCCCACUCCCACCCCGGAGCCCGCCGUCGCCCCUGUGCCGACCCCUUCGCCGCCGCCUCCCCCUCCCCCGCCGACCUCUGUCGUCGAGGCCGUCGUCGUUACUCCCACCCCAACGCCGACCCCGACCCCGACUCCGACUCCGGAGCCUCCCGUCGAGGUCAAGGUAUUCACCGUCCAGCAGGAGCCGGCCCCGGCCCCGGUACCAACCCCUGCGGUCCAGAUCCUGCAGCAGCACACCCCGGCGCCCAAGCCUCAGCCUCAGCCUCAGCCUCAGCAGCAGCAGCAGCAGGCCGACUACUCGGGCAGCAGCGGGCUUAGCCCGGAUUUCCAGGCCGGUCUGACCGCCCACAACACGGCGCGUGCCGCCCUCGGCCUGCCCCCGCUCAAGUACAACCAGGCGCUCGCCACCGAGGCCGCCGGCUACGCCCAGCAGCUGGUCGGCAUCGGCUCGCUGGUUCACGCUCAGAACCGCAACGGCCACGGCGAGAACCUGUACUGGCAGUCCAACAGCGUCACCCCUUGCACCAACGGCGCCAACGCCUGGGCCAACGAGAAGGACCUCUACGGCGGUCAGCCCGUCGGCCAGGGUGACUUCAGUGCCUACGGCCACUACACUCAAAUGAUCUGGAAGACCACCACCGAGGUCGGGUUCGGCACUGCCAACGACAACAACGGCGGAGUUUAUGUUGUCGCCCGUUACAACCCCGCUGGCAACAUGGUUGGCCAGACUCCCACUUCGGCCUAAGCAGAGCUAGCACCUGCUAGCCUGGCGUGCCGUACCAACGUGCAUUCUGGCCCAUUUGGUGGCUGAUGCUUCUCUUUUUUGUCUUGUUCAUUUCUUCUUCAAACUUCUUCAAACAGGCGCCAUCGCCUUUUUUUCGAUAUCCAAUUACUUUUUUUGUUUUCCUUGGCUUGGGUUUAUCGGUUUCAAUCCAAUGCCGAGGGGAAUUCAUAUUUUCCCUUUUGUUUUGUGAAGACAAGAGAAGUUUGGUUCCCGCCGUAUGCGACAGGGUCGAAGCCAACUGGAGCUAGGUACAAGAAGCCUAACCAAACCAACCAACCAAAACAAAAGAAAUAACCAAAACCAAGAAAAAAAAAGAGAGAACCAAAGCCUCGGCGCCAAUCGCGCCAAUCUCCUACUUUCCGCUUCACCCCUUAUUUCGUUUGUCCCCAAUUCAACCCCACCCCCCUUGGCUUUACUCACUUCUACCUUGGUAAAUUGCGCCGAGUGUAUCACGAACACAGCCUAGCAGUCAACGGCGUCAAACCGAUCGCUGACGACUGCUCUGCGACGGUCACCUCUUCGGAGUUGGCGCGGCCGGGGGACCAUGGGACAAGAAAUUGUUGGAACAGCGGUCAAAGCAGGAGAACAGUUACCUUUCUACUGUACAUAUUUGACUCUUCACUUCUUGCAUUCCUUUUUUUACCAUCCUUUUCUCUCGAUUUCCUUUUACAAAUAUAACGAGAGUUGAGAUUUUUUUUCUUAUCAUUUGGUUCGGAGGGGAAACAUGUGGCGUUUUUCCAUUUGAUCUGCUGUAUGUAAAAUACAAGCCUUAGGGAUAUCUACCUAUCUAUCUACCUUGAUGCAUUGCAAACAACGUGAC
This is a messenger RNA of Pyricularia oryzae 70-15, 2207 nucleotides long. RefSeq lists its product as uncharacterized. The transcript is spliced from 3 exons. Bases 59 to 1348 code for a protein of 429 amino acids. The record is from RefSeq and is a predicted model, not a curated record. Lineage: Eukaryota; Fungi; Ascomycota; Sordariomycetes; Magnaporthales; Pyriculariaceae. Gene Ontology annotation, cellular component: extracellular region.